Molecule: messenger RNA, 1825 nt
Organism: Lepidothrix coronata (blue-crowned manakin)
Lineage: Eukaryota; Metazoa; Chordata; Aves; Passeriformes; Pipridae
Exons: 5
Coding region: 544-1503 (319 amino acids)
Source: RefSeq, a predicted model, not a curated record
GGUGUCUGUGCGCUCCGGGAGGGGAGCGGGGUGUCCGGGGUCUGCCUGGGAGCCGUGGUCACACUCAGCCGAGAAUCUGCGGAUGGAAACUUGAGAUAGGUGCCCAAGAUGAGUACACUGAAGUAUCUCUAGAACUGCUUCUUUCUGAACACAGACUAAAGGGAGGAAAUGGGAUCGCUAUGUCUGAUGUAAACAACUAACCUUUACACAGCCAAGUACAGAAGAGAGAAGAAGGAAACCCAUAUUAAUUUCCUGCAUCAGAAUCCCAGUUUGGCAGAUGGUGGGAAAGGAACAGCUGUGUCAUCAUAUUUUAAGCAAGAACCUGAGACAAAGGAAAGCUGAGUCCUGGGGCAGGGGAGCAGUUCCUGGGAGUCAUUGCUGUUAAUUUAUUUGACUUGGUGCUGGACCCCACUGCACCUGAGAGUAGGUGGCGGAUGCGAGGGUGCUUCCACACUGCACCCUGCCCUCUCAGUAUUACUGGCUGCUGUCGUACAUGCUCUCAGGUACUGAUAUAUUCCACAUUCCUGAGUCUUCCAGCAGCAAAUGAAAAAUAUGUAUCUCUUCCUCCUUUCCAUUUUAUCUUUGCUUUUGAAAGUCAGUGGCACCAAAGACGUUGUAUUUGGUCAUAAUAAUUUCACAGAAUAUCAAGUGGGCAACAUGAACCUGAUUCUCUCUGUCCCACAUGGUGGGUCAAUGGAACCUAAAGACAUCCCUGAUCGAGAGGCUGGCUGUUGGGAUGCGAAGUUAUCCUCCUGUGUUUUCUCUCAUGACUGUCCUCCUGGAAGUAUUCAAAAUUAUCAGAAAUGCAAAGUGUCUACCAACCAAGAUAGGUAUACUAUAGAGGUGGCUCAGACUCUUGCUGAAGAAAUCAACAAUAUUACUGAUGGCUUCUUCCCACAUAUCAUUAUAAACCACCUACAGAGGUUCAAGAUGGAUGCUAACAGGGAAAAGGAAGAAGCCUCCUUUGGAAUUCCCCAAGCAGAACAGGCCUGGGAGGACUAUAUGGGAUUUUUGACCACUGCAAAAUCACAGAUGUCAGGGGGCCUGAUUCUAGAUAUCCAUGGACAAGCACAUCCUGAAAGGUGGAUAGAACUAGGUUACACACUUUCAAAAUCUUCCCUUAACUCAGGUGUUUUUUCUGCAUCAUGUUCCUCAAUUAGCCAUCUGUCCAAUCAGCUAGUCAAUGUGUCUUCUGAGACCUUGGUUUCAGGGAACAGAAGUUUGGGUAAAUAUAUUGAAGAACAAAAUAACAAUUAUGUUUGUGUGCCUUCUCCAUCCAAUCCUAGCCCAAAUAAUGGGAGCUAUUAUAGUGGUGGAUACAUAACAAAGACUUUUGGUUCCCGUACUUCUGGCACCAUUGAUGCCAUUCAGCUUGAGCUACCCCAGUGGGUGAGGGCAGCUGAAGAACGUCCCAGAUUUUGUAAAGCACUGGCAAGGGCUGUAAUGAAAUUCUGGCAAACUAACUACUGCAGCCAGUACAAGCAUGAAUUUCUGCCAUGCUGAAAGAGGUUGUGUUGUUAAGGUACCUUUCCUUAAUUCAGUAAUGAUUUGGAUUAACAGAUCAACUCAUUCACCUGGAACAUUUAAGCCUGCAAUAUAAUUGUGGAUGCUGGUGGAAAGAAACUAACCUGCAAAGGGAUACAGAGACAUUGACAUAGAGAAAAUCCACAGCUAAUACCAACAAGUCCAUUAACACACAGCUUUGUACUAGAUCCAGCAUUGAAAAGACUGCUAUAAGUGGGUAUAUUUGGAAGUAUUCUGUGUUUAAUUUCUUUCCAGUGUCAUCCUCUAUUCUCUAGCACAUAAUAAACAACUAAUCCUCUAA